AUGUCGUCCUUCGCGCGGUCCUUCCCCACCACCCACUCGGGCACCGUCUCUGCCACAGCAACAGGCUCGAUCGCCCUCGAGCAGGCCAGCGCCGACCUCACCCUCCUCCAGCAGUCGCUCGCCCGCUCGUCCAAGAUCUCGGGCCGCAUGGGCCACGUCCUCGGCGAGCUCGACGACCGCCUCGCACGCCUCGAGAAGAACCUCGUCCCGAUCUACAAGGAGACCGGCAGGCUCAACCGCGUGUCCAAGAACCUCGAGUUGACGAUGCGGUCCAUCGACGGCCUGCUCGGCCACAACGACCUCGUCGAGCGCGAGGAGGGCCUCAUCAAAGCAGGGCCCGACCCGGACGACCUCAAGCCGUACAUGGCCGCAAUCGAGCGCCUCGUCGCCGCGUCCGAGGCCCUGCGCAAGACGGACCUCAAGGGUCAGAGCGCAACGCUCGCACAAAUGGGCGGCCUCAUCGAGCUCGGCGUCAAGCAGCUCGUCAGCGUGUUCACCAAGUGGACCAAGGACACAAGCCCGACGGUCGACGCCGGCAAGCUCUUUGACCGAGCAAAACCCUUCCCCGUCCUCACGCCCUUCUUCCUCGAGCACGCGCUCCCGAUCAACGCGUUCCUGUGGUCGCUGCCCGACCCGAACGGGCCCGGCUUCGCCGAGCUCCUCACGACGUCUUACGCCUCGGUCCGCGCAGCCUACAUCGACGAGAGCCUGCGCAACGCGGCGCGUGAGGUGCUCAGCGACGCGACGCCCAACAUGGUGCAGCAGAGCCCGAGGCCGGGCACGGGCGCAGGAGGGUCGGCGGCGGGAGAGCUCGCCGAGCGACGAGGGCUCGGUCGGCUGCUCGACGUCUUCUUCGCGCUCAUCAAGACCGAGUUUUCCCUCCUCGAGACCGUCCUCACCGCUCAAGCCGCCUCGACACGCUCGUCCCUCUACGCCUCGCUCCUCCCUCCCGCCCUCGCGACCAUCAGCAGCACGGGCGCGUCGCUCAACGGCCUCAUCCGCAAGUCGCCGCAGCACCAGUUGAUCCCGCUCGCGUUCGCGACCUACAUCGAGUUGAGCGAGCGCGCGAGCGAGUUCGAGGAGUGGGUCAGGGUCAAGGCGCGCAGGAAGGAGAACGAGGUGGGCGACUUGACGCACCAGUUCAGGGGGACGUGCAUGACGAGCUUGCCCGGCAUCCUCGAGGAGACCAAGGUCUGGGGCACUCGACCACCUGCAGGGCCCGAGGCGACCUCGGCCGCCGUCCAACCCGCCACGAUCAACGUCGUCAGCUUCAUGCGGCAGCUUGCCGAGAACCAGCCGACCGCCGAGGCGUUCCUCGGCACGCUCGGGGCGGGAAACUGGGGCGGGCCGAGCAAGGGUGGGCCCAAGGAGGGGGACGAGGGCGGUCUGCUGCCGCGAUACCUGAACGACGUCCUCUCGGUCCUCCUCACCGCCCUCGACGCCAAAGCGCGCCUGCUACGCGGUCGCACCGGCACGUCGUCCAUCUUCCUCCUCAACAACCUGUCGUACGUGCGGCACAGCGCCCUGUCGACGUCGAUCAUCGACACGCUCGGCGAGAGCGCCGAGGACGCGCUCAACAAGCGCAUGCGCACGCUCAAGGCGGUGUACCUCGACGUGUGGUCGCCGCUCGUCAGCGCGCUCCUCGACGCCGGGUUCGCCGAGCAGUCGGGCGCGGCGGGCGCGCUCAAGGCCGGGCUCGGCGCCGUCAAGGGCGGCGGCGGGACCGAGCGUCGCGAGACCAAGGACCGGUUCGUGCGCUUCCACGAGGCGCUCGAAGACGUCGAGGCGCUGCACCACCAGGCGAGGUUUGAGGAGGGCGAGGCCGAGUUGCGGGAGCGGCUCAAGGGCGAGGUCGAGCGCAUGGUCGUCCCGACGUACGCCAAGUUCGUCCAGCGGCACCGCAAGGACAAUUACUCGACCAAGUACCUCAAGCUCGACGCAGAUGGCCUCGAGGCCAAGAUCCGCGCCAUCUUCGACAGCCCGUCCUCGUAG
Rhodotorula graminis WP1 is the source of this 1992-nucleotide messenger RNA. RefSeq lists its product as uncharacterized. The transcript has 10 exons. Gene Ontology annotation, molecular function: phosphatidylinositol-4,5-bisphosphate binding. The coding region runs from base 1 to 1992 and encodes 663 amino acids. NCBI's taxonomy places the organism in Eukaryota, Fungi, Basidiomycota, Microbotryomycetes, Sporidiobolales, Sporidiobolaceae. Gene Ontology annotation, cellular component: exocyst. The record is from RefSeq and is a predicted model, not a curated record. Gene Ontology annotation, biological process: exocytosis.